AAACUUUUAUGUAUAUUUACGCAUGUUUAUAUACCUCUUUACUACUCUAGAUUAUGAAAUAAAUGACGCAUUUGUCUUUAUUGUUCUAUUAAAUCGGUUAAGACGUGGAAUAUAAGUAUCUAGCCAUUGUUUUGAUGUUGAAACUGUAUGUUUAUGGAAUUGGUACAUUGAAAAAUCAGACGUCAGAGGCGGAUGAAAGAAUUAAAUGAUCGACUUUAGCAUAGCCGAUAAAUUAUUAGUUGUGCAUGUCAUUCGGGUUUAUUGAUUACUCUAGAGUUCGAAUGCAUUACAUGCAUGGUGCUUCUUAGUUCAAUCAUGUUUAUGAAAGCAAACAAACCAAAGUACCAUAGUUAUUUCAAGUUAUCAUUUUUACCCCGAACUUUUCAUACUGUGUUUAAUGUCGUUAACAAAAAAAAAUAGUUCAAGAAAAUAAACCGAAUUAAAGUAUUUCAAAAUAAUAAUUCCUGACUUUGGGGUGUCUUUGUUGUUUGAUUUUCUAUCGGCGGUGGCGUUUUAAAUGUUCACAAUGAGUGAAAUCGAAUAAAAUCGAACUGAUAACGCACGACCGGGUUACAUAAAUUCACACACCACUUAUGGUAUACACUGCCGCAUUUAUCAAUAUUUUUUGUGAUGGGUAAAAGCAAAGUAAUUUUUUCAUAUUGAUUUAUUUUUCAUACAUAUUAAUUUAAAAACUAGUAACUCUAAGAAAAAAACGGACGAAUUUUAAAUAAAAACAUUUGCAGCAACGCUUAUAUUGGCCUCUGUUGAUAUUAUGCAUGUAUUUUAUUUGAAAUAGGUCGUCAUGACUUUUAUUUUUGGGGUUUUAUUUUGUCCCUGAACGUUGGUAUAAGGACACAGAGGUUUUACUUGACCUACAUAUAAGAAUUUCUGAAACAAAUUUAAAUCCUGGAACAUGAAUUAAAAUCGUCAAAUCCGCGAUCGCUCAUAAUACGACAAGUACAUGUGCAGUAUAUGAAAGCGACAAUUUGUACAGGCCUAACAUACCGUAUUUACACGUGGUAGAUAUAUACUAAUUGUACCGGACAAAGUAAAUAUAGGACAGACUGAAUAGAUACGUUUCACGGUCCACAUCAUAAAUUCGUGGUUUUUCAUGUGGAACCGAACUGGAAUCUAUGACGUCAUAUCGAUGAAGGAAAAACCCUCUAGUUGUGAAUUCAUGCAGAAAUAAGAAUAUACGGAUCAUUUUUGACAAGCAAAUGCACAUGUAUAUAUGAUGUACGAAAUGGAGGUAAAAGGUCCCAAACAAUCCAUUUCAGGGAUUGAAGUUCUAGUACAGGACACGGAGGUGAGAGAUGCAGGGGUAGAGAACGAGGAGGGACGCACUGGGGCUGACAGGAUGACGGAAAUACCAGCGUAUCUACUGAAGCGUCCUCGCCGUCUUCUUCAGGCGGAUCACAGUACCGAACUAAGUCUCGCCAACGAGAGUUCAGCUGGCGGAAGUACCGAAGAUGGCGAUUUCAAACGACUCAGAAAAAUUCGAGAGAUUCGACGGAAGGAGAGAGAAAUGGCACAAAAAGAAAAUGAAGAAAUCCUGCCAAAGCUCGUGAAAGCAGAAGUUCGACAGAACAAAUUAUCCACAAACUCAAAACCUAGACCAAUUAGCGCAAGCAGAAGUAAGCAAUUCGACGAACUUCGACAAAAGCUUUUCAAGUCUGUCCUCGAGGACGAUGACAAAGCUACAAUCCAAUGUAUAGAGACCGUCAAUGCCAAAAUUCCAUUCUCUGAUGCUGUUAUGACAAAUCCAAAAACUAACGAGAACGUGCUGAAUUACGCCUUGUCCAAUAAUCUAUUCGAGAAGGCCAGUCUUCUCAUCGAAAAAGGCGACGAAACAUUGCUUCAGCAUGCAUUUUCCGUUGGUUCUACGACCAAAACAGCUCUCCUUCAAGUAACGGAGUUCAAUAAAAUUGACCUAGCAGAGAAGAUCCUAAGUCGUCUGAAGGAUGUAAAGAAAGCAAUGACGGCAACAACGAAAAUAGAAAUGAGCGACCAGCGGCCGCGGGAAUUUGCCUGUCUUCAUCUAGCGGCUUACCAUGGCUUCACAGAUCUGGUAAGACUUUACUUAAAGUUUGGAGAACCGUACGGAAUCUCGGUCGACUUUCUCAACAAGAAAAAAGACACGGCGUUGUUGUGGGCAACAAAGUGUGGACACGUGGACACAGUGCAAUUUUUGCUGUCAUUGGGUGCAGAUCCAAACAAAGGGAACGACAAAGGAUCAACAGCGUUCUAUUGGGCUAUCCGGUACGAGCAUACGGAUAUAGUUCGUCUGCUUUUAAAAAACACUCAAACGAAGGUCGAUAUCAACAAAGAACGAAAACUAGGACUCGUAGCCCCGAUUGUUCUUGCGUCAGCUUACGGGAACUAUGAAAUAGUUAAAUUGCUUCUGAAGCACGGCGCUAAUCCAAAUCACGUGAUUCCGGGAGGCCAGACUCCACUUCAUCACGCAUGUAAAGAGGGACAUGCGAAAGUAGUCAGAAAACUCCUGGAAUUCAAAGCAGACUUCACCGCCCACGACGAAAAGGGGGACACCGCUCUUUUGCUCGCAGGACGAUUCGGCCAUGCAGAUAUCGUGCGUAUUCUUUUAAACCUUGGCGAUGACCCUACACACAAGAACAAUUUAGGCCACGACUUGUGGUUCUAUGCAAUUAAUAGUAACGAUUUAUCUUUAUUGAAAACCCUUUUGGAAUACGGCGCUGCUCCAUCUGAACGGGAAUUCCAAGUAUCUACUGAUAUUUCCGGGCGUCCACAUUUUUUCACUGCUGCAGGCCACGGUCACAUCGAGAAGAUAAAAUACUUGUUUAAAGCUGGACAUGACCCAAACGAUCGCGAUAGCAACGGGAACACUUUCCUUCAUUACGCGACUUCAUUUAACCAAAGCGAGGUUAUUCGAGAAUUUCACAAAUAUGUGUCCGUAGAUACACAGAACGACAGGGGAGAAACCUGUCUACAUAUCUCGGUUAAUGCUGGUUUUGUCCAGUGUACCCGAACUCUACUCGAGGUCAACGCCAGCACGAACAUCCCAAACAAACGCGGUGAAAACAUUUUGCACAUAGCUGCGAUGUCAAAACACACAACGCCUGAGAUCGCCAAAAUGAUAGUAGAUCAUACCAUCAAAACCCACGAUUGGGAAAGUUUGAACGCCAUGGACAAUUUUGGAAACAAUGCUCUGCAUAUUGCUGCGAAGUUUGCUGUGCCAGAUGUUCUUUGGGAGUUUCGGUACCUUAGAUUCAAGGAUCUCGACGAAGAUGGAAACACUCCUUUGCACGAAGCAGUGCGAAGUGAAGAAGACUCGGAGGGUCUUGAAACUAUGUUGGACAUUUUCGAAGUAAUGAAUCGCGACGGUAAUGUCAAUCAGCUAAAUAAUAAAAAAGAGACCGUGCUGCAUUUAGCUGCAUUGGAGGGAUACCACAACACCAUCAGACGUCUAGUAUACCUGAAAGCUGAUUUGGAAGCUACAGAUUCAAAGGGAAACACCGUUCUUCACAAACUAGUCAUGAAAAUGGCAAGUGACCCAAAUAACACUAGUCGCUACUUGAGGUCUUUCGAGGUAAUUGUAGAACAAAGUACUCUAUGGUGGAGCGUUAAGAAAAAUUUGAAACUCCAUGAUCUAGGCAAAACUGUGACUGACCGUUUGCACCGUCAGGCAAUGGUUUAUCUAAUGACGACGUUAAAGAACAACAUGAACCUGUCUCCUCUUACCUUAGCAUGCAAAUUAGGAGUCUUCGAAGUACUCUCUAGAUACCUGAUGAUGAAAAACGUCACAUUUUUCAGAGAAGAGGAUAACGUCUUGAUGGACGUUACGAAUAUCAUGCCAAUGUCAUCAGUAGAUCUUUCCGCAAAAUAUUUUACGGGUAACUCUUCCAGCAAGGUCAAAACCGAAUUGUCUAUGUUGGAAAUUCUUUUGCAUGGCGUUAACAAGGAGAGAGCCUCACGGAUUCUGGAUAUUCCACCAAUGAAAGAGAUCGAAAAAAUAUACAAUGUGAUAAAUGCAGUAACUUUCACAGUAUUAAUCCUUCUCCACAUUACGUACAUGGGACUUUUCAGCUACGCAGGGAUAGAAAUAUCGAAAGAGUUUCGCCAUAAUCCUAUCAACAUAACGACCAGUUCCUCCGUGUACGUACUUGCGUACAUUGUAGUUCCGAUGGAACCACUAAUUUUUCUCCUGUACUUUAUUAUGUCGGUAAUCGAUUUGAUAAAACGUCGGGAUUUCACCAACCCGGUGUUGCAGUUCCUUCCUUUCUUGUUCUACCUGGUAUUCUCCGGCUUGGUUAUAGCAUGGUUGGUGCUCAUCACAAUACAAGAGCGGUAUCAGGACUAUGUCCUAGCCAUCUGCCUUUGUCUUGGCUGGACGUAUACUAUCACUUUUACUCGCGGGUUCAAAGCCAUCAACUACUUUUGGAGAAUGAUUCUCAACAUGAUUGUGAGCGAUGUACGUCGCUUCUUCAUUGUCUACAUUUGCGUGCUACUGGCGUUUGCGUUCACACUGCACACUUUAUUUCAAAUAUCUUACACCAUUGCUGAGACGUAUCCCACAAUGGCUGACACGAUAUUCUUGGUUUUCAAUAUCAUGGUGGGGAUGGGAGAACUAUUCGAUGACAAUUUUGAAUUAGGUAUGAGCACCGCUGGCAGAACUGCUUGGUUUGCUAAGGUAGUAUAUGUGAUUUACUUGAUUUUAGCUACCAUUGUGCUACUCAACAUGCUCAUUGCCAUGAUGAAUGACUCGUACUCACAAACACUCGCUGUCCAGAAAUACCACUGGCGAGUGGACUCCGUGCAGAUAGGAGUAGGUAUAGAGCGACUUUUGCCGUGGCUACCGAAAAUGUUUUCCAAAAUCCAACAUCGAAAAAUUCCCGGGGAAGACGAAAAGUACGAGGUUCAAAAGUAUUAUUUAAUACUCACGCAAACGGAAUUUGAAUCAAAAUACAGCCAAAUGGCAGAGCCAAUCGAUGUACAAAUCAAAGACAAAAUGAAAGAAGAUUUGGUAGAAAUCAAUAGCAGAAUGACGGAAACUGAACAACAGCUUAAAACAAUCGGAAACAAGCUGGAUCAGCUCGUGUCAUUUGUACAGAAAGGUCAAAAUACUGACCCUUCCUCUACUACCACGCCAGUCGAGGAUAUUAGUAAACUGUGAUAUUUUUUACCUGUAUUUUAUUUAUUUUAUUCAAUGCUAUGUUAAUAUUUGGUAUUACUGCAUAUAGCUAUAUGCACGUCGUUGAAUAUUUACCGGUAUGUCAUUGCAAAGGUUGCAUUUUUGCACCCGUCUUACGUGAACUUUCUACACAAUCCAUGCAUGUAAAAGGUAAAAUUAAAUCGGGUCCCACCUGAAGGAUUUGAAUAACCCAUUAGAAGAAGGCAAUUCUGAAUGUAAAAAGUGUUUCCUGUUUUAUGGAAUACCGUAUAUUGUUGGCAUCUCUUAAAAUCGUGCAGAAGUUUUCUUUUCAUUAGAAUUUGAGGAAGUAUAUUUCCUUAAAGAAUAGGGAAUUUUUCCUGUAUGUUUUACUAUCGGCAUUAAAAUCCUUUAUUCGACUAUUGGUAAUAUAAAUUUGAAUUCAAACUGGAAAAUAUUUAAUUCAGAUAGCAGUUUUUAGUAUCCUACAAGAAAAUCUAAAUACUGUAGUCUGUCCCAAUAUAUUCAUGCCGCACAUUUUGACGAAUUUUAAUAAAAAAUACACGUACCGGUGAAAGAAGCAACCCCACCCCAUAGCGUAUCGUAUGUAGAGGCGCGGAUUUACAUGUACAGGUCUGAUUUUAAUAAGAUUGCAAUUUAAGGAUUUAUUGUGAUUGAUAAUGUCUUCCUUCAAAUACUUUUUAAAAAUAUAUUUUGUAUUUUUUGUUUGACAGUCUGAGAGUAAUUAAAAUAAUAAAAUAACA
Molecule: messenger RNA, 5889 nt
Organism: Magallana angulata
Lineage: Eukaryota; Metazoa; Mollusca; Bivalvia; Ostreida; Ostreidae
Product: transient receptor potential cation channel subfamily A member 1-like
Exons: 3
Coding region: 1232-5149 (1305 amino acids)
Molecular function (GO): protein binding
Source: RefSeq, a predicted model, not a curated record